Molecule: messenger RNA, 3030 nt
Organism: Lagenorhynchus albirostris (white-beaked dolphin)
Lineage: Eukaryota; Metazoa; Chordata; Mammalia; Artiodactyla; Delphinidae
Gene: SLC19A1
Product: solute carrier family 19 member 1
Exons: 6
Coding region: 755-2434 (559 amino acids)
Biological process (GO): methotrexate transport; folate transmembrane transport
Cellular component (GO): plasma membrane; basolateral plasma membrane; apical plasma membrane
Molecular function (GO): folic acid binding; folate:monoatomic anion antiporter activity; methotrexate transmembrane transporter activity
Source: RefSeq, a predicted model, not a curated record
GGGGCUGGAGUGGGGGGCCGUGUGUGCACCCCCUGCCCCAAACAUCAGAGUCUUUCUGCUGGAGCCAUUUGGCCUGUGUGCUCUUGGGGGACCCACCUCCCGGGGGGAGGGGUGCCGGGGGAGGGGCCGGGUUCCAGCCCCCGUCCUAGCUGGUGUUUCGCUUGGCCCUUGAGAACGUUGGGACCUAGGACCCUGUAACUCCUGGGCCACUGUUGCCCCCCUCACCCGUACCCUGCCCCUCAUUGUAGCUUCACAAACAAACCUGCCAGCUGCAGCUCCUUCAGGGGUUUACUGCUGUCCCACAGCAGCCCCCCAUUUUCCCUCGGUCUCAGAAGUAAACACAGGAGGAAAGAACAGCCAGGCUCUGACUGUCGUACUUCCCCUUGCUGAGCGAGGGCCAGGCCUGUGUUGAAAUCAUGGUGCUGGGGGUGAAGUCUUACUCUGCCCUCGGCGGCCCCUGGGGGUUCUCUGCCCCCAUCCCCGACCCUGGACUGUGGUCUGGUGUGUGCCUGGCCCGGCAGGUCCUCCUCCUGCCACGUCCUCUGGGCCAUCGCGGGCGCGCCUGCUUCUCCUCUGGGCGUGGCACUUGGACACACCUGGGGCUGGGACACAGUGAGGAUCAGGCCGUCAGACCUUGCAGGGGAGGUGCACGCAGCCCAGCACCCGCAGCCAGUGCCGUGAGCACGUGAGAUGAGCCCAGUGUCCCCGGGGAACUGGAUCUUAAAUUGCGUUUAGUUUUCAUUACUUAACGUUUAUGGGCCCCACAUGGUUGGCAGCCACCCUGUGGGAGCCGCAGCCCUGGAGCCCCAGAAGUGGUGACAGUGCGGCCUGGCUGGGCCGGGCUCCUGGAUCCUCACAAGCUCCAGGUACAGAGUCCCCUUCGGUCUCCUGCAGGGCCGUCGGGGACCUGGGCAGCAUGGCCCUCUCUGGCCCGGAGGUGGAGAAGCAGGUGCCGGCGGAGCCCAGGCCGGGCCGCAAGCUGCAGUCCUGGUGGAGCCUGGUGUUCUGCCUCUGCUUCUACGGCUUCAUGGCCCAGAUGCGACCCGGGGAGAGCUUCAUCACGCCUUACCUCCUGGGCCCCGACAAGAACUUCACGCAGAAGCAGGUCACCAACGAGAUCACGCCCGUGCUGUCCUACUCCUACCUGGCAGUGCUGGUGCCCGUCUUCCUGCUGACCGACUACCUGCGCUACAAGCCGGUGCUUGUGCUGCAGGGCCUGAGCUACGUGUCCGUGUGGCUUCUGCUGCUGUUCGGCUCGUCCGUGCUGCACAUGCAGUUCAUGGAGUUCUUCUUCAGCAUCACCAUGGCGGCCCGCAUCGCCUACUCCUCCUACAUCUUCUCGCUGGUGCCCCCCGCCUGCUACCAGCGCAUGGCCGGCUACUCGCGGGCCUCCGUUCUGCUGGGCGUCUUCACCAGCUCCGUGCUGGGCCAGCUGCUGGUCACGGUGGGCAGGGUCCCCUUCUCCACGCUCAACUACAUCUCGCUGGCUUUCCUCACCUUCAGCCUGGUCCUCACGUUCUUCCUGAAGCGCCCCGAGCGCAGCCUCUUCUUCAACCGCGGAGCACCCGCGAGUGCCGGGGCCUCGCCCUCCGAGCUGGACCGGAUGAACCUGGGCCAAGGGCAGCCCACGGGUGGGAAGCUGGGCCGGCUGCCGGCCUCCUGGCUGGACUCGGUGCUCGCGCACAUGCUCCGCGAGCUGCGCCGCACCGCGCGGCUGCCGCAGCUGCGCCUCUGGUCCCUCUGGUGGGUCUUCAACUCCGCCGGCUACUACCUGAUCGUCUACUACGUGCACAUCCUGUGGAACGUGGUCAACCCCACCACGGACACCACGAGGGUCUACAACGGCGGGGCGGACGCCGCCUCCACUCUGCUCGGUGCCAUCACCUCCUUUGCCGCCGGCUUCGUGAAGAUCCGGUGGGCGUUGUGGGCUGAGCUGAUCAUCGCGGUGGUGACGGUGCUGCAGGCCGGGCUGGUCUUCCUCAUGUACAGGACCAGCAGCAUCUGGCUGUGCUACUCGGCCUUCGUGCUCUUCCGUGGCUCCUACCAGUUCCUGGUGCCCAUCGCCACUUUUCAGAUCGCGUCUUCUCUUUCUCAAGAGCUCCGCGCCCUUGUCUUCGGAGUCAACACGUUCCUCGCCACUGUCCUCAAGACCAUCAUCACCCUCGUUGUCUCCGACAAGCGGGGCCUGGGCCUCCCGGUCCGCUCUCAGUUCCUCGUCUACUUUGUGUACUUCCUGGUGCUGUUUGUCGCCUAUGUCCUUGCGGCCUUGCUGACGGGCCUGCGCCACUUCCGACAGGGCCCCCGCCAGCCCCCGCCGCCGGCCCAGGAGCUGAUGAGUCCGAUGCGGGAGCCGGCCGCGCAGGACGGGCCCGCCCCAGAGGACGGCGUGCGAGCCGUGGGGGAGCAGAGGCAGCAGCCCGAGGCCAAGGCCUGACCCCGCCCGACCUGCCCUCCUGGCCGGUGGGCGGCCAGGUUCCUGACACCAGACGCAGCGGGCCUGGGCCUUGACCUCAGAGCUGACACGUUCCCAGCAGCUGCCUGUCUCUGGGUGUCGGCAGCCAGGUUUCCGGCAUCGUCCACAUCGUCAGAUAGUGGCGCUGGUGACUGACGGGCCCCCGGUGCCCUGUCCCUGAGACCCAAGCCUCGGGGGCCUCCAGCCUCCACGAGGGGUCCUCGGCUCACCCCGCGCGGGGCACUCCUCAGCCCUGCUUCCCGCCCUGGCCGUGACCCGCGGCCUGCCGGGGAUGCCCCCCGGCCACUGGGGGCUGCUCUGCUGUCCCUGCCUACACGUGGCCGGUGCCGGGGGCCCAGGUGCACGCCAGACCUCCCUGCUUUCACCCCCUUGUCCCGGAGAAAUGGCAAGGUGGUCCCAGACGCAAGCCCAGGGGACCCGGUGCCCGCGGGGUGACCCGGGCCCUGGGGUGGGGCCGUGUUCCUGAGCCUGCGGCUGAACUGUGGCGUCUGCAGGUGUCCAGGUGCUUUCGUUGUAAACGAUGCUGUUCCUUUUUUUUGAAAAAACCCGACAAAAAU